Molecule: messenger RNA, 1412 nt
Organism: Maylandia zebra (zebra mbuna)
Lineage: Eukaryota; Metazoa; Chordata; Actinopteri; Cichliformes; Cichlidae
Source: RefSeq, a predicted model, not a curated record
AUGAAUGGAUCCUCUGUGGAGGUCGUCAAGAGCACCAGAUUUCUUGGUGUCCACCUGGCGGAGAACCUCUCCUGCUCCCUCAACACCAGCUCCAUAACCAAGAAGGCCCAGCAGCGUCUCUACUUCAAGCAGAAGCUGAGGAAAGCCCAUCUCCCACCAUCCAUUCUCACCACCUUUUACAGUGGGACUAACAAGAGCAUCCUAAGUAGCUGCAUCACUGUCUGGUUUCCAAACAUCGGAAACACCUGCUACAUGAACUCCUGCCUGCAGAGCCUCCUCAACAUUGAGGAGUUCAUAAGAGACAUCAGGCGUCAGGGGGGACUGUCACAGUCAACAGAUUAUGGCCUUAAAGAUCACCACCUAAGAGCUUUUAAGAAGGCAUUCAGCAGUCAAGCUCCUGAAUACACCGGCAGUGCACAGAAAGACGCUCAUGAAUUCCUAACAUUAUUCCUCGAUGAGGUCAAAAGGCUCACACCUCACCUGGAGAGGAACGCAGCUCUCCUGGGCCAAAGUUAUAGCUGCCCAGUAGAAGACCAUCACAUUUUUAAAAUGGAAAACAUGAGGACAUGCAAGAGCUGCGGUCACCAAUCAUCACAGCAAGAGGAAUUCACCAGCUUGUCUCUAGACCUUGUUCCAGAGGGGUCUAUUAUAAACAUGUUAGAGACAUACUUGAAGGAACAAGAAAUAGAAUUUCGCUGUGAUUGUGGAGGGACGGCCUCAGAACUGAAGUCGUCUUUUGAUACACUGCCAAGAGUUCUGAUCUUGCAUCUGAAGAGGUUUGGCUUUACACAAACCUACAAGAUUAAGAAGGUGGAUGACCCCGUCAGGCUGCAGAGGGACUUGGUGGUGCCAUCCAAUCAGGGUGGUGGCUGUUAUAGUCUUUGCAGCAUCAUCAGUCAUUAUGGAGGCACAGAGUCAGGACACUACAUCUGUAGUUCUGUCCAUCCUGAGGAGAGUCAGCACUCUACAUCAGAUCGCUGGCUCACCUAUAAUGACGCACAGGUGCUCCACACAACUGGAUCUGCAGUUUGUGAGGAACAGCAGCAGUCGGCCUACAUCCUGUUUUACAAGAGAAACUUCUGAAACAGGAAAUGGAAGGAAGGAAGGAAGUUAAGGUCAUCAUCAUGCUGAGAAGGAAAAGCAGUCGUCCCAGCCCACCAUCGCACACUGGAGGACAAGUAUAGGUAAGUAUUGCCCUCAGGAGGGAGGGUCCUGCCAGAGAGCCUGGUCCUCCCAAGAUUUCUUCCUCCAGGAGGGAGUUUUUUCUUGCCACCGUCGCCCCACAUUCACUGGUCUCAUCAGCAGGGACAUUUUUAACCUCCUAAGACCUGAACUUUCAUGGCAUGCAUUUUUAAUUCCUCUGUGCCAUUUAGGUUGAUUGGGACCCGAUGAAGGUAAAAACCAAGACAUCA